Messenger RNA from Sphaerodactylus townsendi, 3600 nucleotides. It is a transcript of the gene TUSC2, whose product is annotated as tumor suppressor 2, mitochondrial calcium regulator. Bases 111 to 443 code for a protein of 110 amino acids. The transcript has 3 exons. The record is from RefSeq and is a predicted model, not a curated record. Gene Ontology annotation, biological process: regulation of mitochondrial membrane potential; inflammatory response. Lineage: Eukaryota; Metazoa; Chordata; Lepidosauria; Squamata; Sphaerodactylidae. Gene Ontology annotation, cellular component: mitochondrion.
GGUAUCCUGGGUGGGGAGCAGGCACUGUCGUUGGGUUCCCCGGAGGCACCGGGUGGCUCCUCCCUUCCCCCCGCCCGCUCAUCUCCCCUGUCAUGCCGCCGCUUUGAGCGAUGGGCGCCAGCGGCUCCAAGUCGCGAGGUCUGUGGCCUUUCGGCUCGGGCGGGCCCGGCGGCUCCGAGUGCCCGGGCGGGGAUCAGGCGCUGGCCCGGGCGCGGGGGCUGUGCUCGGCCACCCCCUUCGUCUUCACCCGCCGGGGCUCUAUGUAUUAUGAUGAAGAUGGUGAUCUUGCUCAUGAAUUUUAUGAAGAGACAAUAGUCACCAAGAAUGGGAGAAAGCGUGCCAAGCUGAAAAGAAUCCACAAGAACCUGAUACCUCAGGGCAUAGUGAAACUGGAGCACCCUCGGCUUCAUGUGGACUUCCCUGUUAUCAUCUGUGAAGCCUGAGCCACGGGGCAAUGUGAACAGUCACUGUGUGCUGUCAGUGCACCUUAUUUGCCCAGUUUUACUGUACCUCAUGUAAACCGCACUAGGCAGCCACGCGUCCCUGCAGAGUGAUGGAUCUGGAGAACGGACAGACUGUUUGCCUUUAAGUUUUUCUGCUUGGAGGAAGCAGCAGCGGCAGCACUGGGGAUGCCUGAGAAUUGGAUAGUUACCGGGAAUAGGGUUGGCUAGGGAAGAGUGUGGAUAGGACCUGCGUCACAUAAAAUGUGUGACCUUGUUUUGUAGCCUGCUCAAAAAUUCCCUCCACUGAGUCAAAAGUGAAAUCUUUUUUGUAGCCACUAAGUGAUAUUUAGAUGGCAACAGAUUCCAAGAAUCUUGAAACUAUGGAGAACCAGCCUGCACCUCUUACUGACAGGAUGUUCUGCUUUUUGAGUACCCCAAUCAGUUUCUCCAAAAGCUGACAAUGGCAUUUCAGUUUAUAUGCAGUGUAUGAGAGCAAAGGUGAGCAGCAAGCCUCUCAUGUCUCUUCCUAACUUGCUGCCCUCCAUCCCACCCCACCCCACCUCACCUCACCCCAUGAGAUAGUCAGCUGAAUACCUGAUCCAUCUUUGGGGGAUAGUAUCAAAUGUGAGGAUAGUUUUUUGGAGGAUAGCUGUCUGUGAUGCACUUAAUUUUGAGGUCUCCUUUAUAAUGAGCUAAUAUGCAGACUUUGCUCUUCUUGUAAUAGCUCCCUAGUGCUGUCUUGUUUUGCUGGCAAUGUCUUUCAACAUUGCUGCUUGGAAUAUUCUACAGACUAGUGCCUAUGCUGUAGCACAUUAAUGGAGCCUGCUGGCAGCUGCAAUAUCCAAAUGUGCUGUUCUCCUAAAUGCCCACAGCUUUUCUGUUAAAGUUUCUCAAAGAGGAAAUCACCUUGGAGGCAAUUUGUCUAAGCAGGCUGCGGUUCCAUCCAGGGAUUUACAUCCUGCUGGUGUGUUGGGUGUUCCAUGUUCUGCAUACUUGUAGGGUAAUUUUUUUUCUCCUAAUAGAAUUCUGUGUAACUUAAUCCCUUAAAUUACACUGUCAACCCUAAAAGAACUUUUAACUGAGAUGAAGGCAGUGGUCUACCGAAUCCCAGUUUUUAAUUCCUCUUCCAAAUAAUCAUGAAGUACUGUCAUCUUCCAUUAGCAGUUUCCUUGAUUUAUAGGAUUUGAGGCAGGCCUCACCUGAUGCAGUGCACUUUAAAGGAAAGUGCUGUCUUCUCCUUCAGAAGGACCGUGUGCUGAUGAAAUGUGGGAUUGGCUGAGCUCCUUCCAUUGGCAAGCAAGACACUGGAAUGGUAGACCUGCCUUCAGAUCCCAGAUCUCUUACUUUCGGGGCUUAAAACUGCUGAGAUCUGAACAUGCACAACCCUGCUGGGGCAGCUGUAACGUUUAAGGGGGUUCCAUAGACUGUGCCACCAGAAGACCUGAGCCUACCUGCCUUUUCUAGCAACCCCUCAGAACUUUAAUAAGGCUUUAAAAAUGGAUUAUAAAUAGGCUGUACCAAGUUGGCUCAUUGCACAUCUUCUUUUCCUUCCCAGAACAUGUCCCUGCCUAAGUUAUUCAGGAAUUUGCUACCUCAGUGUUUAAUUUAAUCAGCUCAUACAGAGUUGCUCUGGAACAUCAGCACAUCUGUGUUUUAUGUGUCUCCAAGUCUGAACUUGCAAGGGAAUCCUUUAUGAACCAGACUAGUAAGGGUAGGGUAGAUCUAUAGCCGGGUUGAAAGAAAGGUUUGCUGUUCAUGUGAUAGUCACCUUUUGCCUCUUGCACAGCCUCUGCUGGCUGCAUGGUUGAUCCUAAUGUGCAUGCUAGGGUUGAUCCUUAAAGCACAGGAAGCAGGGCUGUCCCAGAUGGCUUCCUGAGUUGCAGCUGGAACCUGCUUUACCAUGUCAGAACUCCUGUUAUGAUUCUACAGUACAUGCAAAGCUGCCUUUACAGUAAAUGUAAAAUGCGUAAUGUGCUGAUAAUGGACCUGUACCAUAUUUUCAUACUCUCUCUCCACUUCCCCUCCGCCCAUCCCAGCCUGACUUAUCUUUUGGUUCAAUUCUCAGUUGAUGCAAUUGGGAAACUCUUACGUCAUCUUUACUCUUUAUUAGAAAGCAGGAAGUUUCCACAAUCAUGAAAAUGAGUGUACUUCAUAUAGAGAUGUUUGCAAUGCUUCUUUCACCAGUAAAACCUCAUCUUAGAAUUAUUGUGCACAAUAUGUUGCUGGCUGAAACCUGGAGGAAACUGCUUAUUCUAAAGCAGAAUCUAGAAGACUGCGUACCGAGAAGCUUCCUGUUGAAAACUUGCCCUGUGUAAAGUUGGCAGAAGCACCUUCUCCUCUGUCUGUCACAUCUUCCCACUGGAGUAUUCUUCUCUGUGCUGUGGUGAAGAUUAAUUGUCCUGAAAUAUUUUGAGAAUGAAAAUUUUGGUAGCAAUACCCCACCCCAUAAUCAGCAUUUUUUCCUACCAUGCAUAAUAUAUUUUCAUUUAUUGGUUGUUGCUUUUGAGCAAUCAAAUGUUCUGUGAUCAGAAAACUAUUGCCCAAUGUUUUAGUUUUCCUUGCCACUCCUAGCACUUGUAUGCCUCCUGCUGAGGACCUCACUCCUACUGGAAUCUAACUGGCGCCUCUACCCAAAGAAGCUUCAUUUCUACCUAGCUUGAAACCUCCCAAGAUGCAACAGACUCCUUGGAGCAUCAGACGGCUGCUUUCAGUCCAUUUCUCUAACAGGCUGGCUUGCCCAUUGAGACUGCAGCUGUGCAUUUAGACUGCUUGGAUUUUUUAAUCCCAUCUAUGCUGUCCUUAUUGUGCUUUCCAGUAGCCCUGCUCCUCUUGGGAGUGGGAGCUACUGGGUAGAGAGAGGGCUUUUGGAGACCGCUUUAGAAGGGACAGUUAUAAUGUGAAACUUGGUGUAAAUAUGAAUAUUAUCACUAUUGUUGGAGCAAGCAAAAAGUUUUCCUUAUGACUUCUGUGCAAAUGUGUGGUUGUGUAGAAGACUGGAACCCACAAGCACUUCAUUUUUUUUGCUCCUGUAGCAUAUGAGUUGGACCCUUGAAGACAAAUGUGUAAAGUAUUUAUGGUCCUUUUCCUCUGCCUUGAAGUGCAUUUGUCUAAUUUUGUUAUAUUUCAAUAAAAUUAUUUGUAGCUCCCAGAAGUUAAA